Sinocyclocheilus rhinocerous is the source of this 2361-nucleotide messenger RNA. RefSeq names its product antigen WC1.1-like. The record is from RefSeq and is a predicted model, not a curated record. Lineage: Eukaryota; Metazoa; Chordata; Actinopteri; Cypriniformes; Cyprinidae. The transcript has 14 exons. Gene Ontology annotation, biological process: zymogen activation. Gene Ontology annotation, cellular component: plasma membrane. Gene Ontology annotation, molecular function: serine-type endopeptidase activity. Bases 1 to 2361 code for a protein of 786 amino acids.
AUGAGAAGUAGUAGAGCAGAGGAAGAGGAAGAUGAAGAUCUGUCUGACAGUCCUCUUAAUGUCCACAGUCGUCACACUCAACACUGCAGACGCUCAUGUCUAUUGUGUACAGGCAACGUGAGGUUGGUUGGUGGUAACAGUCCCUGUGCUGGUAGAGUGGAGGUUCAUCAUGAUGGUCAGUGGGGAACAGUUUGCGAUGAUGGCUGGGAUACUAAAGCUGCUGGACUGGUGUGUAAAGAGCUGAACUGUGGUAGAGCGUUACGUGCAGUUGGUGUUGCUCACUUUGGACAAGGAUCAGGACCAAUCUGGAUGGAUGAAGUGAAGUGUACUGGAUCAGAGUCAACACUGAAGGACUGUACAUCAGAAGGAUGGGGUGAUAAUAACUGUAAUCAUGAUGAAGAUGCUGGAGUUAUCUGCUUAGGUCGCCUCCCCAGACUCGUUAAUGGUUCUCAUCUUUGUGCUGGGAGGUUAGAGAUACUUCAAAUAAAGACGUGGAUGUCAGUGUGUGCCGCUGCCUUUGACCAGCAGGAUGCAGAGGUUGUGUGUAGAGAGCUGGACUGUGGGGCUCCUGUACAGGUGCUGGGAGCAGCUGCUUUUGGCAAAGGAGACACUCAGAUGUGGAAACACGAGAUUCAGUGCAGAGGAAAUGAAUCAUACUUUGAAUUCUGUUCUAGAUCCAGCUCUUCACAUAAACACUGUUCCCAUGAAAAUGCUGUAGGAGUAAUAUGCUCUGGUUACACUGAUCUCAGACUGGUAAACAGUUCAGACUCUUGUUCUGGAAGAGUGGAGCUUCGGUUCAUCAAUGAGUGGGGAACAGUGUGUGAUGCAUGCUGGGAUAUGAGAGCUGCCAGUGUCCUUUGUAGACAGCUGAAUUGUGGGAUUGCUGUGUCUGUUGUGGGAUCAGACUGGUUUGGAGAGGGAAGUGGUGAAAUCUGGGCUGAUGUGUUUGAUUGUGACGGGAAUGAAACAAAACUCUCAGAAUGUUCCAUCUCUUCAUGGAGUCGAGCUCAGUGUUCUCAUAGUCGAGAUGUUGGAGUCAUCUGCUCUGGCAGUAAAGCUCAUCAGGGGAACUGCAGCUCUUCACAAACUCUCAACUGCAGCUCCACACAACAUGAUGAGGUGGAGUGUGAGGGGAAUGAGACGUCCCUGUGGAGCUGCUCUUCUCCAGGCUGGGGAAAACAUGACUGUCAGCACAAGGAGGAUGUAGGAGUCAUGUGCUCAGAGUUUAAAGAGAUCAGGUUAACUGAAGGCUGUGAAGGGAAUGUGGAGGUUUUCUACAAUGGUUCCUGGGGAAAUGUGUGUUUAAACCAGAUGGACAGAGACACAGCGAGUCUGAUCUGUCAAGAGCUGAACUGUGGAAGAUCUGGCAGUGAACCCAGUUAUUCAGUGGGACUGAGAUCUGCUCCUAAUUGGUUAGAUCAUCUUAAAUGUCGAAAACAUGACAAAACUUUGUGGCAGUGUCCAUCUUUACCCUGGGGCCAGAACAACUGUUAUGAUAAUGAGGUGGCCAAUAUCACUUGCUUUGAGAAAGAGAGUACUGAGUCUCCACAGAGUCGUCUGACAUGUUCAGCAUCUCCUCACCAGAGACAGUGUUCAAAGCAUCUUCCUCUCAGACUGAGUGGAGGGGAGGGCCGGUGCUCCGGGAGGCUGGAGGUGUAUCAUAACUCUGUGUGGGGCUCAGUCUGUGAUGAUCAGUGGGACAUCAGCGAUGCUCAGGUGGUCUGCAGGCAGCUGGGUUGUGGAGCAGCACUGAGGGCUGAUGGGAAUUCAGUCUUUGGUGCUGGUGAAGGUGUUGUGUGGCUGAACAGAGUCGAGUGCAGAGGGAAUGAGAUUCACCUGUGGGACUGUCCUCUCUCCCUGAAAAACCACACUGACUGCUCCCGCAAAGAGCACGCUGGACUCACCUGUGCAGGUUUGCCAGAUGUGUCAGUGUCCACUUCUCCUGCCACAACAUCAUCAGCUUCUCCUCCAGUUUCUCCUCCAGUGCGCUUAACAUCAGUCGCUCCUCCACAAACUCCUCCAGCAGCGUCUCUCUCCGUCCCCUCAGUGCUUGUGAUUAUACUGGGAGUUGUGCUCUUACUGCUCUUAGUGCCACUGCUUAUACUGAUUCAGCAGAACAGAGUGAUGAGGAGAGCUCUCUCUAAGAGGAGACACAGGACGACGACUGAGGCCAUUUAUGAGGAGAUUCAGCACAGACACAAUCACUUCACUCAGAGGGACAAAAUGGACCAAGAGGUUCCAGAAGAAUAUGUCAACACUGAUAGACUGAAUUAUUGCACGAAUGAGACCUAUGAUGAUGCCACAACCAUGAGAAAAGAGUAUGGAGAAGAGGAGCCAAUUGAAGAUGAAAAGAGUGUGUGA